Messenger RNA from Lates calcarifer (barramundi perch), 4985 nucleotides. It is a transcript of the gene cabp7b, whose product is annotated as calcium binding protein 7b. The record is from RefSeq and is a predicted model, not a curated record. NCBI's taxonomy places the organism in Eukaryota, Metazoa, Chordata, Actinopteri, Centropomidae. Bases 891 to 1532 code for a protein of 213 amino acids. Gene Ontology annotation, molecular function: calcium ion binding. The transcript has 5 exons.
GCGAGAGAGGGAGUGAGAGGAUCAGUGCCUCAUACAGCGUGUCUGUAUCAGAUGAGAAGGGGGUCACCCAGGAUUCCCUUGAAACUGCUCUCCAGGAAAAAAAAAAUGUUCCAAGAUUUUUUUUGUACCUCGUUUGCUGGAUAGGAUCAGCUCGUCGGUGCUGCUGCUUUAUCCUCUAUCAUCGAUUCUUUCUUUUCUUUUCUUUUUUCUUUAAGAAGAUGCCGAAACGGGAAAGAAAAGUGAGACAGAAAAUAUCGGGAAUAGACGCGUUGUAGGAAUCAGUGAAAUCAAUGGAGAAAAGAUCGAUUUAGAGCAAACAUUUUUGUACUUGAUUUCCAUUUUUCAUUCCCCCCCUUUUUAAUGAUUUCCAAAUGCUGAAGUGCAGGAGCUAUACGUGAAUAGAAGAAUGGCAAAGUAGCCUAUUUAUGUUUGGAUCAAGAUUUUAAUGAGCUAAUCAACAUCUGAAUGGUGAUUUAAGGUAUUAUUGAUGCCUAAAAUAUCACAGUCUUUGCUCGUCAGGCUAUGAAGUAAAAGUUUUAGCUGUCUUUUUUUUAAUGAAAUGGCAUUGCCCGUUUGCUUCAUAUCUUGCUUACAGUAGGCUGCUACAGGGCUAUGCUUUGAAACCAAAGGCGAUUUACAAGCUGCAUUCUUGGUCAAACACGCAGCCCCCAGCGCAAGGUGAUUUUAUUCAGAUUUUUAGCAUUCUCGAAAAAAAAACAAAACAAAACAAAACACACGACUUUGCGGAGUGGUGGUGGUUCCCUGUGUGCUUUUGGUUGAGAUUUUCUUUUAAAUAUAUCAAGGACAGUAGCAAAGGGUCUGUCUUUAAAACUCCGGAGAGCUAGGCUAUAUGAAGAUCGCGACACAGUUGUUGGUUUUCCCUCGCAGAAAUGCCAGUGCGUGCUGUGACCACCAGGUUCAUGUACAAGGGACUUUGCACUAUUCCAGAUGUCCUCUCCUACCGGACCCCUGUUAACCUGCCUGAAGAUGAGGUGGAAGAGAUUCGUGAGGCUUUCAAAGUAUUUGACCGAGAUGGGAAUGGCUUUAUCUCAAAGCAGGAGUUGGGGAUGGCCAUGCGCUCACUGGGCUACAUGCCCAAUGAGGUGGAGCUGGAGGUUAUCAUCCAAAGACUUGACAUGGAUGGAGAUGGUCAGGUUGGCUUUGAGGAGUUUGUCACAUUGCUUGGUCCUAAACUCUCUUCUGCUGGAAUGCCUGAUAAAUUCCAUGGAGCAGACUUUGAUUCAGUAUUUUGGAAGUGCGACAUGCAGAAACUGACUGUGGAUGAGCUUAAGAGACUGCUUUACGAUACAUUCCGCGACCACCUCACUAUGAAAGACAUUGAGAACAUCAUCAUGACUGAGGAGAGCCACCUGAACAGUCAAGAGUGCCACGUGGACAUUGACACAAGUCCAACACAACAGGAAAAGCACACGUGUGUGCGUAAAAGCCUGAUUUGUGCCUUCGCCAUCGCGUUCAUCAUCAGUGUUAUGCUCAUUGCAGCGAAUCAAAUGCUCCGCAGAGGGAUGAAGUAAACUUGUGUUUCCAGAAGAUUACAAUGAGAUUUAAAGAUGGACACUAAAAAAAGCAAACGUUAACCCAAAUACUUAACUGUUUUUGGUUUUGUUCAACAACCACAAUGAUGCUAUUACAGCUCAUCUCUAAAAUAGAUUAAUUGAUGUCAUGCAGUGGUUCUGUAUGACCACUAACCAUAGCAUACCAUGGUGAAACAGAGAGACUGAAAGAAAGACACUUCAAGGGCUGAUUAGUACCCGAACAGCAUUAUAUCUGAUUCAAAUGAUGUUUUCUAAGAAAUUAGAAAGGAGAGCAGACAAUAGAAGAAUUUGGUAUUUCACUGUACAGUAUGUGCUGUAGUAAUAGCUGUGCUGUGUCUAAUAUAUCAACCAAUCAAUGUUGUUGAGAAAUGCACCCAAUAAUGAUAGUAGCGAUGAUUGCAAUACAAAGUGCUGAUGAGCCACAUAUUACACAGUUUUAAAUCACUUGCUAAAAACAUAAGGACAAAUGACUGUGCACUGCAUAAUGUGUCUCUUUAAAGCCUCUGUUUAUUUUAGUGUGCCAAGAUUUUUAGUCCAGAAGUACAACUCACAUGCAGUUUAACAGAUUUUACUAAACCGACACCAUCUGUGAUCUAAAUCUUGCCAAAUAGUAAUUCAAGACACAAGAUUAGACUACUACUAAACACUUAAUGAAUUCUUGAGCUAGAAAAACUCAUGGAGGCUACACUAAACUGUUAAUAGAAUAUCACAGUAUAAUGACAACUUUUUAGCCAAGCUAGUGGAGUCGCUCUGAGGGAGACACUACUUUGUUCCAGACUGAAAUAUCUCUGAAAUAUAUGUGUUAUGUGUGUGUUUGUGUGUGUGUGCAGAGAUUCAUGGUGCACAGUAUCUUAAUCCUAUGGCAUCACCAUGGGGAUGACAUUUGUGGUUUUGGGUGAAAUAUCAUAACAACUAUUGGAUGAACUGCAGUAAAAUUUGGUACAGACAUUCAUAUUCCCCUCAGGAUGAACUGUAAGAACUUUGUUGAUCCUUAAACCUUUCAUCUCGGGCCAUCACUAUGUCAAAUUUUGAAUUUGUCCAAUACUUUCGGUUUGUAACAAAAUACCUGCACCACCAAUAACAUUCUCACUUCUGUACUUUGUGUUUAGUGCUAAGCAACAAAUGUUAGCAUGUUAUUGUGCAACUCUAAGAUGGUGAACAUGGUAACCAUUGUACCUGCUAAACAUCAGCAUGUUAGUAUUAGCACUGCUAUUCCUGAGUACAGACUCAUAGAGCCAAUAGUAUGUCUGUAGACUCAUAGAGAAAUUGUUGUGAAGUUAUAUAGAGAUUUAGGACUACACACACUGGGUGUCAUGAAAUUACGUUAAUCUGUCAGGUGCACUGAUUUGUUACUUUAGCAAAAUGCUACCAACCAUUUCAUAUUUUGCAAAGCAUCAUGCUAUUAUUCAGCAAGUCCAAGCGCAGCUUAAACUUAGAGGCACAUGCAAAGACAUGAAUAGAAGGAAAGUCCAUUGCCCAAAUUUUUCCACCAUGACAAUGAGAAGUACAAAGAACCCAACAAUUGGAAUAAACUGGUAAACAAGCACAGGAACACUCUGGAAAGCACUGCUAAAAAGAGAGAGGUUGGAGACAUUAAGACACAGGCUGUGACCCUCAACCACAUGCUGUGUACGCCAGUCAGCUGCUCUGCUGAAAAAUCCCAUGGUCCAUUUCUAAAGAUGUCACGGUUUUCUAAAAAUUAAUUGGUUUGUUUUUAAGCUCAGAGUGAGCCUUCCCUGACUGAGCAGCUGGGGGUUUCUUUGUAAAUCAAACAGCUGUUUUCCCAGCUGAAAUGUGAACAACUGUCAGUUUAAAAGCCAAUGGAGGCGAACAAUGAACUCACACUAAUACAUACAAAAUGCUGCUGCAUAUUUCAAACUUGUGCAUCAAUAACAGGCACCAAUAUGAGUCAUAAUGAGUCAGAGUGAAAGACAUUUGAGUAGCUGUAUGACCCGAGCUACCAGCUGUGAAUAAAUUCAACCGUAACAUGUUUAGAGAUUCAACAAAACUAGGUAUUAACUGUAAUAUUAAUGGAAAAUGAGUAUGGGGGAUAUUCAACUCACAUGGCACACUUGCAUGUACAUUGAAUUAGAAAUAAAUGUGUGUUCUAUGUGUGAGAUUAAAUUUUGUAUUCUGAUGUACGUAUUCAAAUAAUUAUGCAAUUUGUAAAGUGAUCACUGCAAAAAACAAAAAAACAAAAACAAAAAAAAAACAGUAUUUGACAUUUUCCUGUAAAUGUCGAAUUUUGUGGAUGUGCAAACAAUAUCAAAUACUAAAUACUUUGCAGUAUGCUGUGAAAAAUAAUUUAACAUAUCAUAAAGAUGUUGUUUUCUGGCUUUUCCAUGGACCACCAAAACAACAUAUUGUUUAAAGUAUAACAUGGUUAUAUUUUCUUACUUGGAAAAGUGAAACAUUAAAUCUAUGUGAUUUUAUUAUGAAUGUAAGCAUAAUGUUUUGUAAAAAAACAAACAAAAAUGUACAAGAAAAAAUAUCAGGUUUCUGAUAUAUAAUUUCCAGUUUGACUGGACAUUCAGAUAAAGGUUCAUUACAUUGCUUAUCCUGAUUUGUUAAAAUUAAUUUUUAAGAACGUUUUCUUUAACAAAUGUUUGUCAAAUUUGACAAGUUUUACAAAAUGCUAUAUAUUUUUUCUCGCUCUUUUUAUCUGAAAGUUUAUCAAAGCUAGAACGCAAGAGGAAAAGUAUGAGGCAGUGAAAAUCAUUCUGGCAAUAAAACUGAUAUUUUAUCUCAUAUAUAGUAGCUGUAUAUGUAAUAACUACUUAUAUGACAUCACAUUACCUCUCCAUGUGAACAUAUCAUGUAAGGUAUGGGUUUUGUGUGAAUGUAAAAUAUAGUUAUUGUGUCGAAUCUUGUCUUAUGACAUAUAAGCAAAUAUUGUGUCCUAUUCUGUAUGUUAAAGUGUUUUAAUGAGCGGAUUUAUGUGCACUUUGUUGAUAGGUUGUCUUAAUUGUUGUUAUGAAUUUGAUUUGAAUUGUCAGUGUCUUCUGUUCUGUGCCUUUGUCACUUGAAAGUAUUAAAACCUACACUCUCAUGCCCUGUCUGAAAAACUUUUAAAAAGAUGAGAAAUCUGAUCAAAUUUGAUAAAAUCAUCACUUUUGAUGACAAUUAGUCUGAUGCUAAAUGUAUUUUUGAAUUUAAAUUAAUAAUCAGUAAUCUAAAUACCAUAAAUAUUUCUGGAUUAUGUUUCUGUCUCCUCUGUUCUUGAUGAAAGUUACUCUAACUUCCAGUUAAAACUUGCUGCACCGACCUACUUUAAAACUACCAGUAGUUUUAAUGUCUAGAUUGAGAAUAUCCUAUGCUGUUUUAUUUCUGUAACUCUUACAGCACAUGUAGAGGUUACUGCAUCAGUUAUACACUAAUGUAAGUGGUGUCUAGAUGCAUGUAGUCUAAUAAAAACAAAGGUAUCAAAAAUGA